UCACUUUUUAACAUAAUGAGAUUCGGGUUCGUUCUGUUUAUUCUUUCAUCUUUCAUGGUACACGGGCUCCUGGCUUAUAACUGCACUGCCUGUGAAAACAGAACAUGUCCCCCGCGUCCAUUUGGUUGCCAAGGAAACUAUGCGAUUGAUCCUUGUGGAUGCUGCGAGCAUUGCGCUAAACAAAUGUGGGAGCCGUGUGGGGGUGAAAACUGGGAAUUAGGCUACUGCGGCAGACACCUCAGAUGUGCAAAUAUCACGGGAAACGGACUUGUGGAAAUUCCGUUAGCAGGGGUCUGUAAAUAUAUGGACAAAUACCCAACAACCUCCUACCACUGGGAAGACGACGAUGAGAUUUGCCCCGAGCAAAGCGGCUGUUACGUUACCACCGGCGUCUGUGACUGCGUGACCAAGCGGACGUGCAUCUCAGACUUCAGAUUCAGCUCUCAAGAGAUCUGCAACAAUCGUGAGGAUGAAGAUUUUCAUGUGAAAUAUUUCAAGAAUAUCUGCUUUAACGGGGGAUGUAACAUCAUUGAUGAGAGAUGUGUAUGUGAAAAUGGGCAUUGUGACCGUAAAUAUCAAUUCAGCGAUGACCAGAAAUGCAAUGCCGCUUUAGUGAAGCAGAAAUGUGUCAAUGUGACGUGCCCGAACAUGGAAGACAUCAAAUGUCCCAAGGACUCCGUGGCUACCAGACCAUACACACCUCCUGGAGAAUGUUGCGCCACGGUGCCCAGUUUCUGCACAUGUGAUUUUGAAACGUGUAAUAAUUCAUGCCCACGUGGAAAAAGGAAGAUAAUGGUAAAAGAAUCAGAUGGAAUUCCCGGAGAAUGCUGCGAUCGAUUUUUGUGUUUAUUGUGAGGAAACGGGCGCAUCUUGGGAUCCGUGCACCUUGGUCAAGGCAUUAACUA
Spea bombifrons (plains spadefoot toad) is the source of this 905-nucleotide messenger RNA. Its product is annotated as cysteine-rich motor neuron 1 protein-like. Gene Ontology annotation, cellular component: extracellular region. The transcript has 4 exons. The record is from RefSeq and is a predicted model, not a curated record. Bases 16 to 855 code for a protein of 279 amino acids. NCBI's taxonomy places the organism in Eukaryota, Metazoa, Chordata, Amphibia, Anura, Pelobatidae.